This is a messenger RNA of Helianthus annuus (common sunflower), 2869 nucleotides long. RefSeq names its product receptor-like serine/threonine-protein kinase SD1-8. Lineage: Eukaryota; Viridiplantae; Streptophyta; Magnoliopsida; Asterales; Asteraceae. The transcript has 8 exons. Gene Ontology annotation, molecular function: protein serine/threonine kinase activity; ATP binding. The record is from RefSeq and is a predicted model, not a curated record. Gene Ontology annotation, biological process: protein phosphorylation; recognition of pollen. Bases 144 to 2717 code for a protein of 857 amino acids.
AACCUUGACAAUAAUAAUCUAUUAUUACCUACCAACAACUAUAAGGUCAGCUAGCAAACACUUCAUUAUCUUUUCUACAAUACCCAAAUACACACAACUUAACAAAAAUUGAUGUAUCAUCAUUCUCUCUCACAAUUCAAAAAAUGCAAAAACACCAUUUUCAGUUUCAGUUUCAGUUUCACACCACCAUCAUCUUCAUUUUCUCUCUCUUACUCCCUACUCUCUCUCUAGAUACCAUCACAUCCACAACACCAAUUACCCUUAAUCAAACUCUAGUCUCCAAUCAACAAGUGUUCGAACUCGGGUUCUUUAGUUUAGACAACAAUAAUAAUAAUUGGUAUAUAGGAAUAUGGUACAAACAAAUUGAGCCCAAAACAUAUGUAUGGGUGGCUAACAGAGAUAACCCGGUUAACUCAUCUUCUGGGAAGUUAACAAUUGGCGGAAAUGGCAACAUAAUACUUUUUAACCAACCGGAAACCGCGGUCUGGAUGUCGAAUGAUUCGAAUUAUUCGGUUCGGGCUGUGAACACGGUUGCUCAGCUUCUUGAUUCGGGUAAUUUCGUGCUUCGACCGGAGGGUGAUGAGAGACCGGAGAGUUAUAUAUGGGAAAGUUUUAAGAAUCCAACGGAUACUUUGUUACCCGGAAUGAGGCUCGGGUGGGACCGAAAAACGGGUGUGAAUCGGUUUUUGCGGUCGUGGAAGUCGGGUAUGGAUCCGGGUUCGGGUAGUUACACGUUUAAAAUGAACGUGGACGGGUUCCCGGAGAUUUUUUUAUCGGCCGGGGUGAAACCGGUGUACCGGAGUGGGCCGUGGAACGGGAAACGGUUUAGCGGUGUACCGGAGAUGAAAGGCGUGAGCGUAAUCAAGUUCGAGUUUGAAAAUAACUAUAAUGAGGUGUUUUAUUCGUAUGAAAUGGCGAAUAAGUCAGAUUAUUCGCGGUUAAUUAUGACUUCAUCCGGUACUCUGCGAAGGUUCACGUGGAUCGAGUCAUCAAAAACAUGGAACCCAUACUGGUUCGCCCCACGUGACCAGUGCGAUGAGUACCGGAAAUGUGGGCCGUGGGGCGUUUGUGAUGCAAACACCUCGCCCUUAUGUAAAUGUAUGAAGGGGUUCCGCCCGAAAAACCAACAAGCGUGGGAUCUACGAGACGGGUCAGACGGGUGUGUUCGGAGCUCCGAGAUGGAUUGCGGGUCGGACGGAUUUCGGCUAAUGAAGAACAUGAAAUUGCCGGAGGGUUCAAAAGCAUUUGUUGAUCAAACGUUGAGUUUGAGUGAGUGUGGUGAGAUUUGCAAAAGAAAUUGUUCUUGUGUUGCUUAUGCUAAUACGAAUAUUAGUGAAAACGGGUCGGGUUGUGUGAUUUGGGCUGUGGAUCUUUUGGAUAUGCGACAGUAUGCUGAUACUGAAGGUGGUCAAGAUCUUUUUGUGAGAGCUGCAGCUUCUGAUUCGGACCAAUCACCUACAAUUGGAACUUCUGGAAAUGGCUCCGGCAACAAUGUUGUAAAAAUUAUCUCCAUUACAAUAAGUGUUCUUGCAGUUGUAAUAAUCCUAUUGGUAAUCUUUUACCUAUGGAGGAAGAAAAUGCAACGGUCCAAAAAAUCCAACAUAGACAGAAAAGGUCCAGACGAAAGAAGCCACGAUUUUGUGAUAAACGAGGGGGUUAUUGCGGCGAGUAAAAGAGAUUAUUCGGGUGAAACGACAACUGAUGACCUAGAGUUGCCCACGUUUGAUUUUACGACCUUGGUUAUAGCCACAGACAACUUCUCAAAUACAAAUAAGCUCGGGCAAGGCGGGUUUGGGUGUGUUUACAAGGGUAUUUUAAUGGAAGGCCAAGUUGUAGCCGUAAAAAGGCUUUCGAGAACAUCGGGCCAAGGAGUUGAAGAACUUAAAAACGAGGUUCGAUUGAUCGCGAAACUUCAACAUCGAAACCUCGUUAGACUACUAGGUUGUUGUAUUGAGGUUGAAGAAAAGUUGUUGGUUUAUGAAUACAUGGAACACAAAAGUCUCAAUACCUUUCUUUUCGAUAAAGAGAAAAGCCACCAACUUGAUUGGCAAAAGCGAUUCGACAUCAUAUCCGGGAUUGCGCGAGGGCUUCUUUACCUUCAUCAAGAUUCAAGGUUUAGAAUCAUUCAUCGGGAUCUUAAAGCAAGUAAUAUAUUACUAGAUAAAGAAAUGAACCCAAAAAUAUCUGAUUUUGGCAUGGCGCGGAUCUUUGGGGGAGAUCAAACCGAAGCGGAAACAAAGAAAGUAGUUGGAACACACGGUUAUAUGUCACCAGAAUAUGCAAUGGACGGUCUUUUCUCAAUAAAAUCAGAUGUUUUUAGUUUUGGGGUUUUGGUGCUAGAGAUAGUGAGUGGUAAAAAGAAUAGAGGAUUCUACUAUGCAAGUAACCAACUUAACCUCAUUGGGCAUAUAUGGAACCUAUGGAAAGAAGGCAAUGCUUUAGAACUAGUAGAUGAAUCAAUAGGGGUUGAAUUUUCACAAGAUGAAGUAUUGAGAUGUAUACAAAUUGGAUUAUUAUGUGUUCAAGAACACGCAGAAGAUAGACCAAAUAUGUCAAAAGUGUUGUUAAUGUUGAGCAGUGACGUUAUAAAUUUGCCACAACCAAAAUAUCCUGGAUUCGGUCUUGGAAAAAGAGAUUCUGAAAAAGGAUCGUCGAGCAAACAAGAUGAAUCUCUAACCAUGAACGAACUAACCGUGACGAUACUAGAUGGCAGGUAGCCAAAACUAGGCUAGAUACAAUUAACGAAUGUAUAUUGUAUUUCCCUCUUUUUCUCAGUCAUUUUUGUGCAUUAUUUUUUUUUUCCUCAUGAGAAAAGAGAACUUUAUGUCACAUUUUACACAACCAAUGAAUGGCUAUAGAUAAUUAUGUC